UCAGGCUUCUCUCUGCUACUGAUUACGGCCAUUACGGGCAGUUCGGUCUCCUUAUUGCGUGGCCCGAUCACCCGUAUCACUUGUAUUGGGUAUUCGGAUUUGCGAAAACAUGGAAAGUUCAGAAAAAUUAGUCGAAGAUACCAAGGCUCAAAGUAAUUCUGACCAAGUCACCAAGCCAUGGAAAGAUUUGGGACUUGUGGACACGCUCUGCAAAACAUGUUUGGAUUUGAAGUGGGCGGCACCUACCAAGAUUCAAAAGGAAGCUAUCCCUUUCACACUUGAAGGCAAGGAUGUGAUUGGAUUGGCAGAGACUGGAUCGGGAAAAACUGCUGCCUUCGCAUUACCAAUACUGCAGGCGUUAUUGGAGAAUCCUCAGCGAUACUUCGCGCUGGUCCUGACGCCUACAAGAGAAUUGGCGUUUCAAAUCUCAGAGCAAUUCGAUGCGUUAGGUUCCAGUAUGGGCGUGAAAACUGCGGUGCUAGUUGGUGGAAUGGACAUGCAUGCACAGGGAAUGGUACUCGAAAAGAAGCCUCAUAUUAUCAUUGCCACGCCUGGUAGACUAGUCGACCACUUGGAGAAUACGAAGGGCUUUAAUUUACGACAGUUGAAGUUUCUGGUGAUGGACGAGGCAGAUCGCAUCUUAAACGUGGACUUCGAGGCGGAGGUUGACAAGAUUCUCAGAGUAAUACCGCGGGAGAGGAGGACGUUGCUGUUCUCAGCGACGAUGACCAAGACUGUGCAAAAGCUGCAGCGCGCGUCCCUGCGAAAUCCCGUGAAAGUUGAAGCGUCUACGAAGUAUCAGACUGUGGAGAAGCUGCAACAAUAUUACAAAUUUAUUCCAGUGAAAUUCAAGGACGUGUACCUCGUGCAUAUCUUGAAUGAAUUGGCGGGCAACAGUUUCAUGGUAUUUUGCGGGACCUGCAACAAUACAGUAAGAACUGCCCUGCUGUUACGAAAUCUGGGAUUCACGGCGGUUCCCCUGCACGGGCAAAUGUCGCAGAACAAGAGGAUCGCCGCGCUUACAAAGUUUAAAGCAAAAAACAGAUCCAUAUUAAUUUCAACGGACGUUGCCAGCCGAGGUCUCGAUAUUCCGCACGUAGACAUCGUCAUCAAUUUUGACAUCCCCACGCAUAGUAAGGAUUAUAUACACAGAGUAGGCCGAACUGCGCGUGCAGGUCGGUCAGGCCGUUCCAUCACGUUUGUCACGCAAUACGACGUGGAACUGUAUCAACGAAUAGAACAGUUGAUAGGUAAAGAGCUGCCGUCAUAUCCUACCAAAGAGGAUGAAGUGAUGUUGCUGCAAGAGAGAGUGAGCGAAGCGCAGCGAAUAGCAAAAAUGGACAUCAAAAACAUCGAAGAGAACAGGAAGUCGGGCAAGCGGAAACGCGGUGGUAAUAAUGAAGACGAUGACACAGAACAGUCUCUUGGAGUGAGAAAAAGAAUGAAAAUAAAGAGCAAAAGAAAGUGAUGAUAAUAUUGAACAGUAUUUAACAAUAUUAUCAUCACUUCCUUUUGCUCUGUUAACAACAUGAAUUUCAAUUAAUGUUAAUAAUUUCAAUGUAAUAAAAUACUUUUUUUUACAACUAACACGAUUUAAAAUUACUCGAGCACUUUGUUACAAAUAUUUUAAUAUUACUCGGGUGGAUUUGUAGCGUCUCAGCAAAAGUUGAUACUUCGCUGUCGUAUCGAUGGAUGUUGUGUGAUGACGUACUUUGUUGGAUGCUGUGUGCCAAUCCUUGAAUCGUUACACGAAUGUGAAUGACAUACUAAAUUGUAGUUCGCAAAAGUGCACAUAAGAAUCUUAUUAAUUUAAGACUGAAUUCGUUAAUAUAAAUGCAAUUUAAUAGAAAGCAAAAAUUCCAUGAUUUUUCGUACUUCUAGUUUGCAAAUAAAAGAAUAUUUUUUGUGUAGCUCAUACAUACAUCUUCUCGUACUCGUAGCGCAUUGUGCGUCGUUUUAUGUAUUAUAUGAUUAGAUUCUGAACUCGUAUCAAGAAAUAUUAUGCCACCUAAAGCUAACAUCAGGAUAUGUGCGAUUUACAAUUCGCUAUUCGUAAAAGUUUUUUGAAAAUCUGUAGUUCGCCAAUGUGGACCUUCGUGAUUUACGAUUUGUAAUUCGGCGGCAAUUUUGUUUUUCUACUCUUGAAAUCUCUAUUUUUAGAAUUUCACAAUUACACAGUUCUUUUAUAAGCGCACGUUAUAAAUGUGCGAUUAUCUACUCGCGUAGAUUUUUACCCCAUUAUGGAAAGUUUGUUUCAAUUACUACAGUGGAAAAUCCAUUAUUGUAAACAAUAUAAUCAACUUUCCAAGCAA
Vollenhovia emeryi is the source of this 2312-nucleotide messenger RNA. It is a transcript of the gene pths, whose product is annotated as probable ATP-dependent RNA helicase DDX47. Gene Ontology annotation, molecular function: nucleic acid binding; ATP binding. Lineage: Eukaryota; Metazoa; Arthropoda; Insecta; Hymenoptera; Formicidae. The transcript is spliced from 8 exons. The record is from RefSeq and is a predicted model, not a curated record. The coding region runs from base 110 to 1468 and encodes 452 amino acids.